Musca domestica (house fly) is the source of this 363-nucleotide messenger RNA. RefSeq lists its product as uncharacterized. The transcript has 2 exons. The record is from RefSeq and is a predicted model, not a curated record. NCBI's taxonomy places the organism in Eukaryota, Metazoa, Arthropoda, Insecta, Diptera, Muscidae. The coding region runs from base 1 to 363 and encodes 120 amino acids.
AUGAUUCAACCAUCCAAGAGUUAUAUUCCCCCUGCACCAGUAGCCCCAGCCCCAGCUCCAGUUGCUCAACCCACCAACACCUAUGUUCCACCAGCACCAGUUGCCCCAGCACCAGUUUCUCAACCCACCAACACCUAUGUUCCACCAGCUCCUGUUGCCCCCGCCCCAGCUCCAGUUGCUCAACCCACCAACACUUAUGUCCCACCUGCACCUGUUGCCCCCGCCCCAGCUCCAGUUUCUCAACCCACCAACACCUACAUUCCACCUGCACCCGUCUCCCCUGUUGAAGAAGUUGAACAAACUCCCGCCGAUGGCUACCGUUACAAGACUGUCCGCCGUGUUGUCUACAGACACCGUGCCUAA